CCUCACCAUGGAGAUGGUGCGGUAUCGUCUGAUUGGACCUCUAUCACAUUCCGUUCUGACUGAAACCCUGGCCCCUGCCACACACUGUGAUGCUCCAGGUAAAUCCAGACCAUCCCCCUUCUGGUGGCCAGAUCACUGCAGAGACGACUGUAACAUGUCUCUUCUUCAACAACAAGCUGGUGUCUUCAACAUGCUCAGAGGUGUGUACUCCACAGCGGAGGUCCCAGCCGGCUCAGUUCUGGGUCUGACGGUGGAUGACCCCAGAUUGACCUUACCAAACAAGAGAAGCAAGGCCGUGUCCGACAUCAGGAAGGCACAAGGAGUGAAAGAGGAGAGGAGGAGGGAACUGAUGUUGAAGGGGAUCCCUGAACCCCUCAGCCAGAGUUCCCUGUGGGACCGGUCUGUCCGCGACAACGUCACACACAACAAGAUGACAGACCGAUUUUACUGA
Oncorhynchus nerka (sockeye salmon) is the source of this 451-nucleotide messenger RNA. Its product is annotated as ribonucleases P/MRP protein subunit POP1-like. Lineage: Eukaryota; Metazoa; Chordata; Actinopteri; Salmoniformes; Salmonidae. Gene Ontology annotation, biological process: tRNA 5'-leader removal. Bases 8 to 451 code for a protein of 147 amino acids. The record is from RefSeq and is a predicted model, not a curated record. Gene Ontology annotation, cellular component: nucleolar ribonuclease P complex; ribonuclease MRP complex. The transcript is spliced from 4 exons.